Molecule: messenger RNA, 13437 nt
Organism: Paramacrobiotus metropolitanus
Lineage: Eukaryota; Metazoa; Tardigrada; Eutardigrada; Parachela; Macrobiotidae
Exons: 14
Coding region: 262-13437 (4391 amino acids)
Biological process (GO): protein targeting; protein import; protein phosphorylation
Cellular component (GO): membrane
Molecular function (GO): protein kinase activity; ABC-type protein transporter activity; ATP binding
Source: RefSeq, a predicted model, not a curated record
UAGUUGAAUAGCUCACCGAUGAAAAAUUGCGGCGUUACUUGUUUGUGUAUACUAGUUCAUGCUUCACAUAGUUUCUGCCACAUUUUUCUUUAUUGACUUCGUUAUCUGAACGAGCCCGACACAAACUGAAAAUGACAGAAUUUUUGUGUCGCUGUAAGUACUAGCCUGUGCCAUUAGUGGCGUGGCAAAAACAAAAACCGAGUGGAACAUCGAAGCGGUACACCACCGGUAACCAUUGGGCGUCAGUCAGGAUAAUCGAGAAUGGAUCCACCCAAUCAAAAAGAUUUACAGCGUAAGGAACGAACAAAACGAAUACGGAUUUUGCGCGAUUACACUCAUAUUAUGCCAGUUGCUGAAAAUCUUACAACUGUCGCGAACCAACCGUCCACUCAUUCCGUCUGCGCGGCAACAAUGAAAGCUCUCUUCAUGGAAUGUGUUCACGACCCCGAUUCAGCGGUUGUGCACGCAAAAAUCCAAGAAGGAUGGAAAAAACUGGGAAAGGCUGCAAAUCUGAUGGUGCAUUUUCCGGUAGGCAAAGCGAGUGUUUCUGUAGUUUCCUGUCUCAAGUACUUGUCCCGACGACAUGGUCUUCCGCAACCAGUAGUUAAAUACCUGCUGUCCAAGUUGUGCUCGAUUACCGAUAAGAACCCGGAAGUUUCGAGUGACGUUUACUUGAACCAGCAAAUCGCACAGUGUCUGAAAUACUGCCUGCAACAAGAUCCGGCAGUUAUCAACGCGAAGGAACUUGUGACUGCUUGUUCUACCGUGCUGGAUGCGGACGCCACGGAUGCCUUUCGUGACCUACCUUUGCACACCCGAGAACUUGUUUCGCAGCUGAUGCAAUGCAUCAUCCUGAAGAUCAGUGCAUGCAGCUCUGGUAACGAAGCAGAUCGUGAUGGCUUGGUUAAACUAGCAUUUAAAUACGCUUCUGCUGUAAAUGCUGAUACAAAACUCCAGUUCCAAGAAACGCUGCAGGCACAUGGAAUAUCGGUGUCGGUGGGUGGCAAGAAGCCGUCUGCAGCUGCACCCAUCGACAUUGUCAGUGAAAACAGCAGCUGGUCAAGCGAACGACUACUGGCCAGCGGACAGGAGAUGCUUAGACAAUGCGUGAACUCGGGGAAAAGUGCAGUGAAAGCUGACGCCGUAAAGACGCAACAAACAGUCACCACGGUAUACAAAGAAAAUAUGUCAGAGAAAACGGAAUUGCAGCGGAUUGAUUUGGCUAAAGCCCUGAACAGCAGUCGCGCCAGCAAUCGUGGAACCGCGCAGAAAAUGGAAAUCAACCCGGCGCUGAUUAGUAAGGGCAGCAGCGUCCGUUCUUACUUCCGCAGCACUGCGCAAGAAAUUGAUAAUCUGUUGGCCCGAGCUCAAGCAAACAUGGCCGUCUGCCAGGACGAUAUCGUGUAUCUAAAGGAUAAAUUCUGUUACGGUUACGUGGGGAAUUUCUGGGAAGGCCGAAUGACAACCUUUGCCAAUAUUGCGCUGGCCUUUUCCCUCAUCGCCAAGAAUCAGGUCGUGGACGAUGCCACGCAACUGGAGCUGGCAAAAUCAACUUUCGAAGCGUCACUGGACAGAGGUUACGAUGACUGCCGGCUAAAGUUCUUGAAAAUGUACCAUCUGUGUGCCGAGCGAAGUAAUGGAAAACUACCGGAAAAAGUCUUGAAAAUCUUAUUAAAUUUCCAAACGAAGAGCAGCGAGUGUACGCGGGAUAUGAAGAAAAUGUUGUGGGUCAUUCUGAAAAAGGACGACAACAAUAUGCAGGAGAGUUUUGCUGUUGCCCUGGAUAUCGUGAAGCUUGCAACGGGAGAACAGGAUGAAGUGACCCAGCAUAGCAUUGAAUAUAUCUGGGAGCAAGUUGUCCAUCCCGGUCGCGCGCUAAAUUUAGAGAAAAGUUUGUCUUUUUCCAGUACAUUGGUUGAUAUCUUGACCGGCCAGAAUAAAGGUCACUACGGCUUGAAAACCGCUGCUUCAGUGGCCGCCGUCCUGAACGACUUGAUGGCACACGCCCAUGAGAAGCUUCCCCGGGCCAUAUCAGAGAGUAUUCAAAGUCUGCUGACUACUGUGGAGCAAGCCUCGACAUUGUACUCCCACUGGAAUAGGAAGGAUUCCGAAGCGAUUCAAAAACUUUAUGUACAGAGUAUCAUUGGGAUUACCCUUAAAACACUUAGCCACCCGAAAUUCAACGUCUCAGACAGAAAUUCAAAGGAGACAAUUCGAAUGCUGGUGCAGCAUGCGCUGUACUUGGAGACUGACCGGCAGCUGGCUGCAAAUAUCAUCGUUGUCGUGGGUAACUUGGUCAUUGCAAAGAAGGUGAGCCUCAUACCCGGAGUGGAGCGGCUGGCAUCCCGUCUCAAAUUCAACGACGCUAUCGACGAAGACGGUGUCAUUCGGCUUAAUGCUGACCACAAUACAAAGGCCGUGGGUCUCCAAUACGUAACGGCAGUUAUUUCUGAAAUGCUGCUGCAGCUGAUUUUUCUCCCAAAGAACUCUUUAAACUCCAGCGUCCCCCUCGAUGAAAUACUGGCCGCAAUCCAUUCCAGUCCGGACAAGAACACGCAGAUACGCUGUGCUGAAUGCGUUUUCCAUGCAGCAAUUAACCGCUACUCCUUCCUGACCGAUAAGCAUCUGUGGCCAUUGCUUGCCCUAACUACCAGCGCGGUUACUGAUGUCCGCAUUAACUGCACAGCCGCAUACUGUCUGCUUCUCGAGCGCGUGACGUUUAGCGAGAGGAAACAGACCCUGACUGCAGGCGCACUGACGGAUUUGGCCCUCAUGUUCAGUUUUGAGCCGGUCUUGCUGAGCGGACGCGAUUUUACCAUGGAGAUCAAUGCCUCCGUCUUAAAGGUCGUGUUGAAUUCUGCGUCGAAUGUUCAGUUUACGGAAACGGUGCACCAGCAAUUGUCGACUAUCUUAAUGGCAGAAGAAGCGCCACACGCUAAAGCACACCAAGAAAUUGUGGUCAGGAUCUUGUACGCGCAGGUUCAGUCGCCAGUGGUACAACGUGCACUUCCAGUGUACUGUUUGAAUGCAGUGGAGAACAUGAUUCUAAAUGACAAUCAGCAUUUCGAAAUCUGUGCCAAUAUCUUAUUUGUGAUUUCGCAGAAAUUUUACCAGUGUAUAAAUCCUGCAGUAUUGGCGAUUUUACAGCAGCGCUUCGAUACGGAACAACGCUGUGAACGACUGGGCUUCUGGUUGACCUUCUCAGCCGUCUGUGUGCAAGAUGUUUCUGAGCAUGCUUUUUGUCGUUUUGACUUGGAAUUUGCAACGGCGCGCAUAUUGGCAGCGCACAGUUCUUCGGCGAGUUUCGGAUUUUCGGAGUUAUUAGAUCAACGAACAAAGAACGGCUUAUUUGAGAUUUUAAAACGGUAUUUCCAGGCAGGAUUUACAAUGUCCAUGUUGAACAAGAGAUUCUUCGAACUGUGCAUUAUAAAGAGCGUCAAUGUGGAAAUCAUCUUGGAGUGUUUACUGUUAGUGUGCGAAAACGGGCAAAUUCUCCCUCACGAAAUAAUUGACCGGGUAUUUGACAAUAAAACGGCGAAGCUUCAGAUGCCGGUUAUUCAGCUCCGUUUGGCCAGCGCAAUCGUCCAGAACAACCAAUCGAUACCAGAAGCUUUCACCCAGAAAAUCGUAAAGGAUUUCUGUUCUGGUAGCUUCCCAAAUCUGUUUCGAAACUUCGAGAAUUGUGCUAAGUUUAGCAUUAUUACUAAACUAAUGAACAAUAACUUCGAAGUUCCCGACACGCAUGACGUUACUGCUAAACUCUGUGAAGGUUGGAAAAAGGAAAGCGGCGGCAAUCAUCGCCAAAAACUUGAUAUACUUUCCGCUCUUGCGAGCCAAGCUAACUCUGCAUCCGCUGCAUGGAAGAUCGAUCCAGAACGAUUGAAAGCGGUCUUCGUGGAAGCGAUGAGCUCUGAUAACGCCCAGAUGAUUGAAACCGCGCUGAAUGGUUUCAUAUCUCUGAGCCGUUACAAUAGUCCGGUGAAAGCAGCGCUUCAUGACGAAAAAGAUUUCAAGCUGUUGAUAAAACUUCAACGAUCUGCUUCGUCCACCGGUUCCCUUAAAGAAACGGUCUCCGAGUAUUUAACAUCAAUGCACAAAAUAUUACCGGCGUCUGUGAAGGCCAGCCUGAACCUGUCGCAUCUGGAAAACAAGACUAACGUGGAAAUGCUGACAGAUCUCCCCAUGUUGUGCAGGCUGGAUGAUUUUGAAUUCUUCGAAUCGCAAGACUGUCAAGCUCGAAUGCAAAAAAUUUUUGAAAACGAUACCGACCCGAAAGUUCUGAAUGCAGCGCUCGCAAUUGUGAAGAGCUAUCCGCGGCUUUCUAGAUUGCCGGAAAAGACUUUGGAAGCCGUUGGGUUCGCCAAGCUCAGCACCAAUAAUCAGAAAGUUUCUGACACGUGUGAGAGCGUGAUAGUUGCGGGCCUGAACCAUGGUAUCAAGCCAACGGAAAAUCUGAAAGCGUACAUUUCUACCGAUCGGCAAAGUAUAGGCGCUUCCUCAGUGUUUGCGAAUGAAUUCGAUAGCCACCGGAAAUCCAGUAAACUGUACAAACUCUUAAACGCAGAAAUUGCGGCAGACGUUCUGACUACAAUGCUGCAUGAAAUCAGCCAAAUUGAUUUGGAUGAGCGAACGUUAACGGCACUUCUGGAAAAGGAUUUUUCCCGGUUUACGAUUCUCGCAGAAUAUCUAGCUGGCAAAGUCUCAACGUCUCAGAUUUUCGAUGCUCUUGACAAGAACUGUGAACUGCGAACGAGAAUCAUGGAAAUAUUUUGUGAUAAAAUCAGGACUCAUGGAGAGUCCAUCAGCGAUACACUACUGGAAGCGCUGAAAACCGUAUUAUCGUUACAUGAACAACCAGUAAUAAUGAGUCCGGACGAAUUCGUUCAAGUUUUUGCUGAUUCCUUAAUCAGCGAAACAACCUCGAUAGUCAAGGUACGACUUAUCGUGCAGUGUCUUGUUGCGUUGAUGAAGUCGGCGAGUUGCAACGCCCCAGAAACGCUGCUCCAACCAAGAGUCUUGGGCUAUCUGGUAAUGCUGCUCCAGCAUCCAUCGUGUCUUGUGCGUAGGCAAUGUGUACUUGGGCUCGACAUUGUGUAUUCCAUGGCGGUGGUUGCACUGGUUGGAGACACUGAGAUCACUGCCGGAUUCUCACCGGUAGUCGCAGGUUUCAAAACUUUUUUUGGCUCAAUCUGCACGCACGCGUUUCAGCGAAUCUUUGCCAAUUGCGGUGAUGGCGAAGUCGUACAUCAGCUGGCGUUUGACACGAAUUUCAACGAAGGUUUUGCCAAGUUUCUCUUAUGCCUAACACACUGGGAUUUCGAAAUUAUCAAACCGAUUCGAUUGAAUAGAAUGCAGUGGCGACAGCAGAUGCUUAUCUCCGAUUUCCUGGUGAACUUUGUGGAUUCCUUUGACUUGGCUGUUGACAUACAUCAGCACGUGACGAUCAUUGCAAACAAGUUUCAUGUUGACGAAGAACGAGAGGAGUUUUUCGAUUACCUGACCUUAGUGUGCAGCAGUGUCGAGAAAUUAUCACUGCAGAGAAUACUGUUUGGUUUGACAAUACUAGACGCACCAGAACUGAAAGAAUGUCAGCAAACUUCCAAGGGCGACUUCGAAAGGCAGACUGCCGAACAAUUCAUCUUAAAGUUGCUUGCGGCAAAGAUCACAUUCACUCAGUCUACACAGAUUCUUGGCUUAUUGACACAACAACUUAUGUCCGCAUUCGGAAUUGACGUGGCCGCAGUAAUCUGUACGGAUUGCGGUAAAAUUAACUCCAUGCAAGAGUUCACAGCCUUUUUUGAUUACUUUAAAGGAGCAAACAUUCAGAAUUUGAUAGAAAAAAAGUAUUUCUUCAGGCAGAACAAUCCAGGCACAAAACGACUUCAAGAAAUUGCUGUUCAGCUGGGAACCGAGCUCCUCAUGCAGAAUAUUCCGGAUAAUACCAUUCACCGAAAAAGACUUGAACGCGUGAUCGGGGAAUUAUGCCAAGGUGCAGUGUCGCUUUGCGAUUUGCAACAACUUCUCGCUUUUUGUUCGGCUACUAAUCCCAACCUGAAAUCAUUCGAGCACGCAAUUGGCCAAGCGCACCAGUAUAAUUUAUCCGGUGCGUCGUUCACCGCCCUUCGGCAGGCAGUCUCCAUUGCCCGCACCGAAUCGGAGAUCGUAGCAGUUGUUAACACUUUUACUCGCGAAAAGGUUUUCGAAGGUAAACACGGUGUUAAACAGGUAGCGCACAUCGUCGGCGAAUUCCGCCGCAACAACACGCGAGUGUCAUACAAAUGGAUCUGUCUACGCGAACGCUUCAUGAAAGCCGGUUACGAAUGGGACAUUUUGCAGUUACACAUUUUCCGCAUCUUCGAUGCUGAUCUGCGCAGUCGUGUUUACAAAUCCGACAUGUUGGUCAGCACAUGGACCGCUACGGACAUUACGCAUUGGGCGCAGCGAGCCGUUGCCCGGAGGCACGAAUAUCGACCAGCGGAAUUCGUAACGGAGGCCUUGGCGAUCGCCCGCCUCGCCAUGGAAAAUUUUAAAAAUUUCGUUCUCACAAAAGUACAAAUUUUAAGUUGUCUGGUCGCUCUGGAUAAACUGAAGAAGGACACCACGAAAGGUCAACUGCAGCAAGUCGCCACCGGAUCCGGUAAAUCCGCGAUCGUUGCGGUAUUAGCCGCGGUAAAAGCACUCGAAGGUCACACCGUGGACAUUUACACCAGCAGUCCGGUGCUGGCGGAACGCGACGCACAGGAAUGGACACAGUUUUACCAACUGUUUGGACUGACGUGCGGGCACAACGGCGACAAAGGCGUGUACGUUGCCAAGAAGAAGCCGUGCUACGAUCAGCGGAUUGUGUACGGCGAAUGUGCGCAGUUCCAGUUUGAUUAUCUGCGGGAUAAAUACAGUGGACUGGGUACGUUGGGCGGCCGCACCACGGACUUCGCUAUCGUGGAUGAAGUGGAUUCCGCUCUAAUAGACGACAGCGCGAAAUUAGCUCGCCUCUCAACGACGCUGCCGGGAAUGGACACGCUACAUGUGUUGUACUGCCUCAUUUGGGAUCGUUUGACGCAUGUACAGUCUCACCUGUUCUCCGUUGGGGAACAUCAGUUCUAUGUUGAGGGCCGAAUCACAGUCGAUGAAAUCAGCGGCACAUUCACUUACCAGUUUGCGAAUUCAAACGGCGAACUGCUGAUAAUUCACGAUCUAGUCAGGUUUAUUUUUGAAGCAUCGAGCGCCGCUUUAGUAACCGCGCAAAUCUUCGAGAUCAACGAGCUGGAAACGUUUCUGAAAAGCCAUAUGACACAGCACAUUCAGUCCGUAUUGGAAUCAAAGUCACUCUGUCUGCAGUUUCCUGCCAAUAUCGCAGACUUUGCACGAAACCAGAUUCCGUUGUGGGUGGAGAGCGCACUGACCGCGAUCAAGUACCAGGAGAACGUCCACUACAUUGUCGAUGAGGGGCAGAUUAAACCGGUGGACUAUGCAACCACAGGCGUGGUGCAGUCCAGCACCAACUGGAACAACGGUCUCCACCAGUUCCUACAACUGAAGCACUCAUUGAAGAUCCACUCUGAAACUGUGACCACCAACUUCUUGUCAAAUUAUUCAAUGUUCAACAAGUACGGCACCAACAUAAUCGGCUUCACAGGAACAUUAGGAUCCAGCUACGAACGGGAGAUUAUGUACAACAUUUAUCAUGUGAAAUUGCUCGUUCUUCCGGAAACUUACUUUAAACGUUAUACACAAUUUCCGGAUAUCUGCGUCGAAAACGAAGAGCAGUGGUUGAGAGAAAUUGCAGUUACGACACUCGCCGAGACGUCAAAAAAGCGUGCGGUGUUGGUGAUUUGUGAGACCAUAAAAUCUGCGCACUUGAUUGGCUCUGUUUUCUCUAGCUUUAAGGUUAAGGUCAAGCUGUACGUCAAAAAUCAAGAAGGACAAGAAAAGCAAAUCGAACGGCUCCAUCCUGGAGAUAUCGUGGUGGCAACCAACCUUGCGGGCCGCGGCACUGACUUGAAGACGGCGGAGAUCGAAGAAUACGGCGGACUGCACGUGUGCCUCACAUUCCUUCCGCGCAGUCUGCGGACGGAGGAACAAGCAUUUGGUCGCACAUCGCGACAAGGCAACAAAGGCACCGGGCAACUUAUCAUCGUCGGCGACCCAUUAUCCAAUUACCGAAAGCAGCGCGAUCUCGAAGAAAAACGCAUGCUGGAGGAAUUUCGACAACAUGAACUACCGUACAUUCAGAUGAAAGGGAAGCUUUUCGAAGAAUUCUGCGAAUUUUACAACAGCGUUCGUCGACAGCUCCAAAGCCAGCGAAGUUUCUGGAAAAACAUGGGCAACGAGGCAAAAGAUGUCGCGCACGCAUACUUGAGUAUUGGAAGUGGCAGCGCAUCGUCGUUUUUUGAGACCAUUGUACUUUUAUCCGUGGAAGAACAGUGGGCGAAAUUUCUCCUUCGAGUUGAUCGUGAAAAUUUCCAUAGCAAAAAAGCCCAUUCAGAAUUCCGAAAUUUUAAAGCAAAGCUGGAAAAAACGGAAAACAAGCAAGAACUCAUUAAAGCCGCUAACAACGCCUUCUACUUUGUGCAACUGGGAAACGUUGAAUACAUCAGCGAAAAGUAUCCUGCCGCUGUGGAGCAUUAUAAUAUCGCCAUUCAGAUGGACUUAUCGUUUGCUUUUGGAGCUCAAAUCGGCCUUGCCGCAGCAUAUUUGAACACCGGUGAACCACUGGAUUAUAAAAGGAAAGCGGUAGAAAAAUUGAAUAGCGUUCUCCAUCUACUGUACAGGGAGAUGUCGGUCAUUAACACGAUGCAAGUCUUAACGCAAAAACAGCUUCCUCCGGGAUCAAGUAACGAUACCCCACUUUUUCAACAGCUAAUCCAGAAAACUAACCUUCUCGGCUAUUUCAUAAACAGCAUUCAAGCCAAUAUUGACGCGACGGAAAGGUCACUUCGUAAAGUCAAUUUGGACUAUCUGACUGAGUCAGACAGGCGCACACUGCGUCUGCCAAAUGAUCUUCUUCAAAAAAACCCAAAAGAACGAUGUCUGGGUGAAAAUUUGAAGCAGUUUAAGGAAUUUAGCUUAACAUUUCACGAUCAAACAGUACACAAUGAUAGCGGCGAAAAGGAUCAGGCGCUUCAAACACUGCCGGGAACCGCUGCUACUUUGCUGAUGAGUUCGCUGAGGGUAUCCUUAUGCUGUGAAGCCGUUGAUUUAUUGAAACUCGGUGAUUUGCUGAAACCCGAUAUCAAGCUGUUCAAGAAGGUUCCCGAAAUUAGCGUUGAGGUUCUCAAGAUACACCGAGAUUUUGAAAAAGGAGGAAAGUUGUCGUUUCAGUUUAAUGAUAUCAGAGAUAUGGGCGUUAGUAAUUUUGAUCUGGAAAUAUCCGGUCCACUGAAAACAUUAAUAAAAGCAACCAAAAAUUUGAUAAAAAAAUCGAAGACAUUUCAACAUCAAACGAUUAUCGUAACGACUGACGAGCAUCGGCUAAUUAAGAAAUUUUUGCCAUUCGAAAUGGCAGAGCGGGUGAAACUCGACGUCUUCAAGCAGCUCGAAGACAACUGCAUCUACGUUAGAGUCAUCGGAUUGCUUAGAGCCGCUGACGUGCAUCAUGCUGUUGAAUCUUUGGGGAAAGAUUGCCAUCCUGCAGCGCCCGAACUGCACAUUAACUUGACGCUACGAGGUUUGCACAAAAGGGCGCAGAACGAGAGUGUGAAGAGAGAGAGCGAGCCAUAUGCGGAAGUUCUGAAAACAGCAUGGAGUAAAGCGAUUUCAAGUUACAGCGCAAAUCUUGUAUUAUCUGAAAUAUCGCCGGAUAGCGCAAAAGAUGUGAUUAGGGUUCUCCGAAAGUACAAUGUCAGAUUCACCAUGCAGCUGUACAAUUUGAGCUGGGGAGAUGCAAACAAAAUUUUAAAAGACGCCAAGGUCGACCAGGAACAAAUGCACCAGACCAAAGUGCAAGAACUAUCCGAUAUGUUUACCCACGGCCAGCUGCCACUGCAGGAGAUACGCGAACUAAGUGCUCGCGGCCUUAGCAUGUUGGUGUCCUUUAACGAAAAACAGUUCCUUCCAUGGAUUAGCUUGCUCAGCGUCUGCGGACUGGCAUUCGUGCAGGCCGCAGCAGGCGGUUUGCUGAUCACGACAACUUUCGGAGCCAGUUUGGGAAUGUCGCUGGUUACUGAAGCCAUGUCGGAUAUGACCAUGGCUCAUCGAAUCUACGCCACGCGCAGUUUCGACUGGAGCGAUUAUGUUACACAGAAAGCUGUGAGUCUGGUCAUAACAACAUCGACGAUGGGCUUGAACAGCCUGAGUAACGGCGCAAAAGGAAUUAAACUACUUACUACAAAAGCUGCUGCAAGCGGUUCGACGGUAGCGGCCGCCAACACUGCCAUCAUCAAAGCAACCGGCGCGAACUUAAAAGUCUUGGCGGUCAAACAUAUUGCAGUGCGGACGGCGGAAACCGGCGCCCGGAUUGGGAUAAAGGCCCUCAGUGACAAACUGUCGGGAUUCUGUUUUGAACAAAUCCGUGAAGCAAUCACGCGAGAAGUGGAACAAAGAGUAGAGCAAGGCUUUUCCCAUCCAAAUUUCAAGAUUAUCCUGGCAGAAACAUGGGCGCAACAUCGAAUCCUCGAUGCCGGUACUCCCACAUCGACGACGGCGCUGACUCUGCAGCGCAAACUGGAACGACUGGUGAAAGCCACCAUGAACCCGCAAUUGCCGGCGUGGCGUGCGUGGUGGAAUUCAGUCGGCGCUCCGUUGGCUAACGGGAUUCUGUCUGAUCCCAGAUUCACUGGAACCGCCUACAGUAAUCUGGUCAUGUGCUGGGGAGCCUUGUCCGGUGUACACGAAGUAACUACAAUCAUUUCCAAAGUGUUCACAGAACUAGCAAUUAAGCUACACGAAGACGUUGAAGUCUUCCGGCAAAUAUUGCGGCAAAACGAUUUUUCCGCUGAAGCUAUAAGCAAAAUAACCCGAAACACGAAUAUUACUUUCAAAGAUGUUUCAGCAGUUCUGGCUGGAAAAGAAGGCGAAGCAUUGCAAAAAUUGUUGAAAACAUUGUCGGAGGAACAAAAGCAGUUUGACACAGCUCUGGUUAAGGUUGAAAUGAGCGUGCUGCAUAAAGCUGUGACUGAUUUGAUUGUCAGUCACAUUAUUAAAACCGCCAACUCGCACCUCGUAUCCCCAGUGAUGUCGCAAGCGGCCGGUGCAAUAGUGCGCGGCAUCUCCGAAGAACUGCAGAAGCGUUUCGUGGUCAGCGAGGCUCAAGACUCCAGGGACCCAAAGUUCUUGGACCGAACACGAACAGUAAAAGGUCAAAUUGAAAUGAACGCCAAGGAAUACAUGAUCAACUUUCAGUUGCGAGACAUGAUUGUAAAAACGGAGGCAGCCAUCGAACGCGCCGAAAAAAACGGAAUUAUUGAUGGCGCAACUAAUGAUCCGGAAGUCAAAAAGCUUGCAGCGGAUAUUGCCGACAAUAAACCGAUCGACAAUCCUACCUUUCUUUUGUUGGCGAAACUUCAUAACCUUAAUCUGAAGAUCGUUGAAAGUCCUAGUUACGUUCCAACGGAAGCGGAAAGGGCCUCCGGUGUGCGCAUUGUUGUUUAUAUUCCACCGCCUCGCGGCGCAAUCAACGGCGUUGGGCAUUACGCUUUAAAGAACGCCGACGCAGAUGGAUAUGAAAUCGAAGAAACGGGAGCUGAGACCUAUAACAGUCAGAAUAACUGCGGAUAUAAUAUUAUAUCGAGGUUGGCGAAAAAUAACCCGUCGGCGUCUGAUCUACGACUACAGGCAGUGAGGAUGAUUUUGGCUGAUCCACAAACCACACGAGACAUUCUCUGCAUCCACAAAUGGUUCGAAGAUAAUUUCGCACAGGAGGCAACGCAUUUCCUCGGCAUAGCGGGAGUGCGAGCACCUGACCAACUCACACCUUCUGAAAAGAAAGGAAAAGGGAAUGGCAUCAUCUACGUUCUUCAGCCUCUUGACGAAGAUGGCGAUUUGGCUUCCAUGCUGCAACGACUAAAGGUGGCAGCGUUGCUGAUUUACCUUUCGACGGCUCUCCGCUAUUCGUUAGAUAUCGCCGAAGGAACAAGGUUUCUCUAUGAAAACGGCAUAAGUCAUGCUGAUAUAAAGCCAGCAAAUAUUCUCGUGGAGAAGCUGGAUGAGGACAGGAAGCGCUUGCUGAUUGGCGAUCUAGAUGAUCGCCUGGAGAUGCAUCAGGACACUACAGGCGACAUCACUCAUAUACGCGGCACAGCGCGCUACAUGUCGCCAGAAAUGCUGAAAAAAUUUGCGACUCACCCGGGAGAAAAAAUAGGACAGGAAAGUCCGGGCCGCAAAACCGAUAUCUGGAGUUUAGGAUUCACCCAUAUCGACAGUGCACUUCGGUGCGGUCUGCGCGUAGUAUAUCUUGGAUAUCGAUCAAUGAACACUGGUCCCAUGUUCGCGUCACGACCACCCGUGACGUUGAUGAAGUACUUUGACACUGUCACCGAUGAAUGGGAUGAGUGGCCCAAUGACCAACGAGACUCCUUAACCGAAACAGACUUCCAAGCGGCGGUUGUUGACAAGGUUUAUAUGCUCAGCGGCACUUCGUCGUUUUGGUUUUUUUGGUCAACCGACUCCAGUCAGUGCGUUGACCUGAGCAAACAAACUAUUCAGAAGAUAUGCGCAUUACCUAAAGCAAAAGAGUACCUCUGUGCAUUCGCACUGAACAACCGCAUUUACAUGUGGAGCGGUGCGUCGACGAAAGAUAAUUCUUAUGAUACCUACGUUUACGACGCCCAGAAAGACAAAUGGGACACUGAGGUCUUUCAUGUCCUCGAUAGCAUUCUGGCCUUAUGCGGCGUGGAGUGCGUCAGUGUGGUUACUUUUGCCUUGCUACAUUAUGAGCCUGUUCCAAAAUCACUUUGUGCAAAGGGAUUCGAUCAUGCUGCACCAAUCCGGCGGAAGUGUUUCAUAUUUUCCGGUGACAAGUAUUCGCAGCUGCAUCCUCGUGACCAUUGUCCUUCGUGGGAGCCCUACCGGGUCCCUCAGCCGUCCGUGCAGACCGUGGCCGCACAUCCGGUUCCAGUUCCACCGUCAGCUCUGCCAUGCAAUCCGUAUCCGGCGCUUUCACUGAUUGGCCACGUGACACGUUAUUGUGGUUACGAAUUCAACUGUGUCUUCUGCCUGGAAAGUGUGCCGACGCAGCAGUCUGCAACGAUUUCCGCAGGAGAGUUUAGGAACCAUCUGAAGCAGAGCCGGUACUGCUACGGCAAAAAUCUGCAGUUUCUGCGUGCAAUGUUUGACAAAGGAGCCGAAGAGGCCGAGGAGCCGCUGACAAAUGAGCAAGUGAAACGGCAGUUGGUGUGUCUGCUGUGUAAAGCGACGAGGCAGACCAGCCGGUACAGUCUGGAUAUUAACACCACAUGCAGCGAUACCAUGCUGGGAUCAGUUCAAUUCAGCAGCCACUAG